This is a messenger RNA of Peronospora matthiolae, 1338 nucleotides long. Lineage: Eukaryota; Oomycota; Peronosporomycetes; Peronosporales; Peronosporaceae. The record is from the annotation of a GenBank genome assembly.
AUGCUAGCACCUCACGCACGGCAGAUUGGAGGACUAACGCGCACCCUCGUCAAGCGUGGCUUUCGUUCUGCAAGCUCCGAUUCGAUUGACAACGUGCCGUAUUACGAUGUGGUGAUCGCUGGUGGAAGUGUCAUGGGCCUUUCGACCGCCUACCACCUUGCUGUCGCGGCCCCCAAGCUCAAAAUCGCAGUGGUGGAGAAGGACCCUUGCUACAAGUACGCGUCCGCUAUUCUAUCGGCUGGAGGGAUUCGUCAUCAGUUCUCCGAGACGGAGAAUAUCGAGAUGAGUCUGUACGGAACCGACUUCCUUCGCAACAUUGGCUCAACACUGAAGGUGGACGGACACGACGCUCCGAACGUGCAGUUUGUUGAGGGGGGAUACAUGUUCCUGGCAAGCGAUCGUGGGGUCGAUAUCCUUCGUGAAAACUACGCCACGCAAAAGGCCGCGGGUGCAGACGUGAACCUUCUGGACCCCGCGGCGCUGAAGAAGCGCUUUCCGUGGAUCAGCACUGAGGGUGUCGAACAAGCCGUCUUGGGUGUGAAGGACCAAGGCUGGUUUGAUCCUUGGGCAUUUCUCAAUGCCAUGAAGCAGAAGAGUGUGUCGAUGGGUGUGGACGUGCUGAAAGGCGAGGUUAAGAGCUUUGAUGUUGGUGCACAACACCAGAUCGAAAAGGUCCACAUCGAGAUGCCGAACUCGCCGGAAUCCCAAGAUACGCACUUGAGUUCUGUACGUGCUGGUGUCGUGGUAAAUGCUGCGGGUUGUUGGUCAAGCAAGUUACUCGAGGCUUGCGGUGUCUUUGACUACCCUGUAAAGCCUCGCAAGCGCUCCGUGUUUGCCUUUCACUGUGAUGCGGAAGAGAUCUGGAAGGGCGACGCUGCAACUCCGCUCGUCGUCGAUACAAAUGGGGUUUACUUUCGGCGUGAAGGCGCUGGUGGUCGCUUCGUGUGCGGAUGGUCACCUGAAUCUGAAGAUGACUACGACGGACAGACGACAGACGAGCUGGACUUCCCUGAUCACGAGUACUUCGAGGAGCAGAUUUGGCCGACUAUCGCUCACCGCGUCAAGCACUUCGAAGCCGUCAAAGUUCUGAGUGCAUGGGCUGGCUACUACGACUACAACACUUUCGAUCAGAACGCGAUCAUCGGUCUGCACCCGGAUGUUCCCAACAUGUAUCUUGUCAACGGCUUCAGCGGUCACGGCCUGCAGCAAUCGCCUGCCGCUGGUCGUGCGAUUUCAGAGCUGGUCAUUCACGGGGAAUUCCAGACGAUCGAUUGCUCGCGCUUCAGCUAUGACCGCAUUCGUGCCAACGAGCCAUUUCUAGAACAGGGAAUUGUGUAG